This is a messenger RNA of Pteropus alecto (black flying fox), 1761 nucleotides long. Its product is annotated as KIAA1143 ortholog. The record is from RefSeq and is a predicted model, not a curated record. The transcript has 3 exons. The coding region runs from base 79 to 546 and encodes 155 amino acids. Lineage: Eukaryota; Metazoa; Chordata; Mammalia; Chiroptera; Pteropodidae.
ACAUGACGUCAGGAGCAGGCGCCGUUGCUUCUGGAGUCUCGAUGUGGACGCGGGAGCCAGCUUUUCCCCAGAGUAACCAUGAGCAAGCGGAACCAGGUGUCGUACGUGCGGCCAGCCGAGCCGGCGUUCCUGGCCCGCUUCAAAGAACGGGUCGGCUACAGGGAAGGGCCCACCGUAGAAACCAAGAGAAUCCAGCCCCAGCUCCCAGAUGAAGAUGGUGAUCACAGUGACAAAGAAGACGAACAGCCCCAAGUGGUGGUUUUAAAAAAGGGAGACCUGUCAGCUGAAGAAGCCAUGAAAAUUAAAGCAGAAAUAAAGGCCGCCAAAGCAGAUGAAGAACCAGCUUCAGCUGAUGGGAGAAUCAUGUAUCGAAAACCAGUCAAGCGUUCCUCCGAUGAAAAAUAUUCAGGUUUAACAGCCAGCUCAAAAAAGAAGAAGACAAAGGAAGAUGAGGCAGAUGAGCAGGACUCGGUUAAAAAGAACUCACAAAAGCAAAUCAAAAACAGCAGCCUCCUUUCUUUCGACAGUGAAGAUGAAAAUGAAUAAGUAUAGUCUUUAAGAGUAUAUGGGGUAUUUUUGAAAAUAAUAUUUUUUCAUAUUAUAAAGAUAAUACAAGUUCAUUAUAGAAAAUUUAGAAAAUACAGAAAAAAUUUAGUAAGAGAAAAACAUGUCCACCCAUCAAUACACCUUUGACUUGAAAUGCUGACUCUGUAGACUAUUAACAUGUUAUUUCCCGUGUGGGGCGUGUAUGUAUGUAAAUUACAUUUUUUUAAAGUACACUUCCCCUGCCCCUGCUAAGGGUAGUCAUGUGACAGCUCUGGCAAGUUACGAGAUACAAGUGGGUCAUCUACAAGUAAGGGUCUGAUACAAGUUAGGAUCUAACGUAUAACCUGGUGAUUGUAGUUGAUACCACUAAAAAGAGUGAGUACAAGUGAAAGUCUGCUUAAUAAAGCUACUGGGUUUUUUGAUGCAAAAGGACAGAUUUGGCAAUAUGAACCUUUGUCUUUCUCCCUUUAUCCUAUCCGGAGCAGAGACAUGAAACCUAGGAGUACCAGGCUCAUUUUUGGACAUAAGGAAGGCAGCCACAUGCUCGGGCUCCAGUGGAAAGACUCAAGGAGGUUGGAUCCUAAUGGCAUGCCUGGAGGAGCUACUGCACCAGCCUUGGACUGCCAAACUCAUGGGGUUCUUAUCUAAGUCUCUGUCAGGUUUCUGUUAUGUGCAGCCUAAGUAAGACCGUGGUCAAACGUGCUUGUACAGAAACCUCCAAGUGUAUUUCUGAUGAUUCUAGGAUGGAAGAAUGGAAGCAGAAUUACUGGGUCAAAGUAUUGAAGUCCUGUUUUUCUUCAAUCCUUAGAAAUAUUUUUUCCAGUUUCAUUGAGAAAUAAUAAACAUCACUGUAUAAGUUUAAGGUCUACAGCAUAAUGGCCUGAUUUACAUCUAUUGUGAAACAAAAGUAUUUAAAUAUUGUUAAAGCUUUUGAUGCUUAAAUUGCUUUCUAGAGAGGUUUUUACCAUUUUAUUAAUUUACCAUCUACAAGAGCUCACUGUACUUCAUCCAUAACCGUGUAGCAGCCAUGGGCUGGCACCAGCCAUUUCAUUUUUGUCAAUUCAAUAUAUUGAAAAAAUUUUCUUUUGUUAAAUUCAUUGGAGUGACAUUGGUUAUUUAAUAAGAUGAUUUAGGUUCAAAGUGUACAAUUAUGUCAUAUGUAUAUUGCAUAGUAUUAAAACUUUAAUAAAUUUAAUUGGUAUUUCUUUGAUUUAC